Messenger RNA from Melopsittacus undulatus (budgerigar), 3122 nucleotides. RefSeq names its product leucine rich repeat containing 75A (gene LRRC75A). The record is from RefSeq and is a predicted model, not a curated record. Bases 596 to 1681 code for a protein of 361 amino acids. NCBI's taxonomy places the organism in Eukaryota, Metazoa, Chordata, Aves, Psittaciformes, Psittaculidae. The transcript has 4 exons.
GGGGGGGGGGGGAGCUGCGCGGAGCCGCCGCUUUGCAGCGCUGAGCCCCGGCCGCUCUCUCCGCUCCGCCGCCGCCCGGGACUGGCAGAAGGAGCCCCGCGGAUCCCGGCUGCUCGCUUCAAGCCCGCAGCGAUGGAGCGGGGCGGCGGGGCCGAGGCGCGGCUCCCCUCGGCAGGGAGCAGCCGUUCUCCCCUCCGCCGGAGGGAGCGGAGCAGCCCCGCCGCCGGGCACCGGCCCCCCUGCUAGGAUACAGGGGAGCCCAGCCCCGUCCCGCACCCCCGGAACCCCCUGUGCAUCCCCCUGUGCACCCCUGAACCCUUCGUGUAUCCCCUUGCGUACCUCCUUGUGCGUCCCUCUGUGCACCCCAAGCCUUUUGUGCAUCCUCUCCGUCCUCCUGUGCAUCCCUUUGUGUCCCCCCAAACCCCUUGUGCAUCUCCCUGCGCGCCCCCCCAAACCUCUUGUGCAUCUCCUUGUGCAUCCUCUCCAUCCCCCUUCUGCACCCCCAAACCCUUCGUGUCCCCCCUUUCCGUGCCUUCCACCCCCGAGCUCCCCCUUGCAUGCAACCCCAGGGCUGCAGGAGCCGGGGCCACACACGAUGGGCACCAAGCAGACCAAAGGCUGCCAAGCGGGCAGCGCUGCCGAGAGCCCCCCGGCCCAUCCCCGCAGGAAAGCGCCGCCCAGGGAAAGGGGGGAUUUCCUCGCUUCCCUCGUGGUGAAGUCCGGGGAGAAGUUCGGGAAGGGCGGCAGCCUCCCCCCUUACCACCGGCGGAUCUGCAUGAUCCAGGACAUGCUGGUGCUGGUGAAGCAGGGGAAGCAGGAGGAGGCCACCGAGCUGCUGAGGCACCUGAGGCAGGAUUUAGGAAUGGAGUCGACCUCUCUGGAUGAUGUCCUCUAUCGAUAUGCCAGCUUUCGAAACCUGGUGGAUCCAAUCACUCAUGACUUGAUCAUCAGCCUCGCUAGGUACAUCCACUGCCCCAAACCGGAGGGGGACUCCCUUGGGGCCAUGGAGAAGCUUUGCCGGCAGCUCACCUACCACCUCAGCCCCCACUCGCAGUGGAGACGCCAAGGCAUCAUGAAGAGGAAGCCUCAGUCCUGCUUGAAAGCUGUCCUGAUGGGAAAGCCUCAGGACAACACCGUGGACCUGUCGGGCAUCCCACUGAGCCUGAAGGACCUGGACCGCGUCACGUCCUACCUGCAGCACAGCUCAGAGCACAUUGACACGGUGGAGCUGUGCUUCACAGAGCUGACGGAUGAAAUGCUGCUGCAGCUCCUGCCCACCCUCUGCAUCCUGCCCCACCUCACCACCCUCUCCCUCAACGGCAACCGGCUCACCAAAGCCAUCCUAAGGGACCUCACCGAAGCCCUCAAGGACCCCAAGAAGUUCCCCAGCAUCACCUGGAUCGACCUGGGUAACAACGUGGACAUCUUCUCCUUGCCUCAACCCUUCUUGGUCAGCCUCAAGAGACGGUGCCCCAAGCAAGGGAACUUACCAACCAUCCUGGAGUUUGGAGAGGGGCAGGUAAGCGAUUUGGAGAGCCAGGAUGGUCUGGCUGACAGUCAGGAGGACCUGCGAGCUGGACCAGGCAAGACUGACACCAUAGGCUUGCAGCAGACAGACAGAACAGUCGAGGUUGGGAUGCUCCCCACCUCGGAGCAAGGUGCUGCUACCCCACAGACAUGAUGUCUGGCUCUAUCGGGUGGGCACAUUGAGCAAGGAUGGCUCACAACUGAGACCUGGGUGAUGGAGGUUGAUCCAUACAGCUUUGGGAGUCCAGAUUGCUGCCUUCCUCCUGUUCCAUGUGUGUCAACUUGUUUUUCCUGUCAAAGAACACCUAAAGGUGAUCAUGUUGAAUACUUGUGUUUUAUGGAAGCUGGCCAGGUAUCAUUAAACACGAGGGAUGGGAUGUGCUUUUUAACCUCUCAAAAACGCAUCUCCAAGGUGGUGGAAGGUGAGGCUCUUAGAAGAAAUAGAGGGGAAGAAGUACCCAGCCUUAGCAGAGAAGGACCCCCUUUCCCUAGCACUGGGUCUAACCAUGUGUGGGUCUCUCCCAUGUAUGAUGGGCAGACAGCAGUCACCCAAAGAGGUGAGAGAAACCUUAAAUCCUUUCCAAUCCUGACUUCAGGAAUGGCUGAGGAAUAGUGUUAUCUGCUGAGAUACAAGUCUGACCACACACUAUCUGGGGGUGUUUGUCUUAAGAUUGUGAGCCAGCCCCAUAGGAAAAGCUUUGCUUUCCUAGUGUGGAGCUAAACCCCAUCCCACAGUGUGCCUGGACCCCACUCACCCCCCAGCCUUACCUAGAGCAGGCUGGCACUUGGGCCUGCCCAGUAGCAACUCCAGAGCUUUUAAUGUGGUACCUGGAGCAAUGCUGGGAGUAUCUGAUCCGUUCUGGGGAGGGAUCUGCAGGAUCUGGAGCCAAGGCUCAGCUCAGGUCCAUUCCUGCCAUAAAGAGAACACAAUACUGGUUUAUAACAGGAAAACAGUGCUGGGUUCAUCCCUGUGCCACUGCCAGGUCACUCAGCUGUGCCCUCUGCCCACAGGACCAGAAGUGCUUUGUUUCUAGAACACAGUUUGGGGAUUUUUCCCCCAAAAGACUUGGUUUUGGUGGGAUUUUAGAUGAAAAUGGCUCAGCCCAGAGGAGCAGCAGCCCUGGAAUGGGCGCUUUGGCUUUUGAACCAGAAUUCCAUCUGAUCCCAAACCUGGGGGAGGGCAGAAAAGGGUCAAAACCGUCCACUCCCAGAUGUGACUCCAUUGCCUAACAGGGAGCCCCUUUCUACCUGUUCAAAGCCCUGCUUUACCCCUGUUUCCCUGGCUCGCAGCAGUGACUCUGGCUUUGCUUUCUCUGGGUGCAGACAUGGACUUUUGGCCAUCUCCUUGGCUCUGUUCAUCCAACAUCCCUGCACCAGGAAGCUGUUUCCACACUGUCAGUGGUUGUAGGUAUCUUAGAAGAGACUCUGCUACUCGUUUUAAUACACUUGGCACCAUUCAGUAUCAUUUGCAUGUAUCCAAGCCUUUUUCCUUCUUUUUUAAUGCUAACUCAUCCCAACAGGCAUGAGAAGAACUCCGCAGUGAAUAAACUGUUCUGUUUGAAUAAAGGAGAUAUCCAUCACCUAAAUAAAGGACA